AUGGACGGCGAGAACGCGACCACGACCGAGGCGUCGAUGCUGUACCAGGGCAUCGGCAUGCUGCUGCUGUGCGUCAUCUUCUUCGUGGUGUGGCUCAUGGCGUGCCGGCGCAACCGCCACCUGCUGGACAUGGAGGUGCCGCUGCUCUCGGGCGAGUCGGUGGACCACCGCAUCGACGCCGCCACGCGCGAGGCCGAGGCCGGCUACACGCAGUGCGCCAGCUGCGAGUUCGAGAACUUCAAGCGCUUCGACUACUGCGUGCUGUGCGGCGACAAGCUGCCGUCGCUGUCCAUGGCCACGGCCGACGAGGACGACGACGGCAGCAGCGACGAGAACGAGCGGCAGGAGUCGGUGCGCGCCCUGAACGUGGUGGCGAGUGACGCGCGCUCGUCGCUCGUCAUGUCCCCGCGGCCGCGCAAGAUGUCGUCGCUCAGUCGCCAGCAGCGGCGCGCCAGGAACCGCCGGGAGUGGAGCCGCAAGUUGGACGUGGAAGGGAACCUCUUCUGGUACCGCAGCGGCGGCAGCAACCUGCCCGCCAGCAGCGAGGCAGACACGCUCAUGCCUGGAUAUACGGUGCGCUUCAAGUUCCCGGAAGAGGAGGAACCCGAGCAGGAGCAGCAGCAGAAGGAAAAGGAGGAGAACGAACGCACGAGUGAGCAUGAAGAGGCGCAAGAGCAGGAGCCAGGGCAGGCGGCAGACACAGAGCUGGUGCUGGCUGUGGAGCAGCCGAAGGAGGACAAAGAGACAGCCGAAGACCCCAAGCCAGUGCUGCCCACGGACGUGCACCUGGAGCUGGUGGAGGCGUCGGCGUCGGAUCCGGCCGAGUUCGCCACGGGCAAAUCGACGCUGGCGGACGCCGGAGCUGAGAGGAGGAAGGAGGCCGUGUCCUUGGCCGAGAGCGACUUCCCAUCCAAGUACGCGCAUUUCGUCGUCAGCACGGCGUCGUUGAUCGUGCCUGCGGAGGUGGAGUUCCUCAAGCUCUCGGUGCACCGCGAGUACAUGCUCGAGGAGUCCAUGGACCACAUGUACUGCAUCCAGCCCAAGAACCUGCGCUCCUUCAUGCGCAUCAAUUUCCUGGACGAAAGCGGCGUCGACGCUGGCGGCGUGCACCGCGAAUGGUUCAUGCUAGUGAACGAAAUGCUGGCGUCGCCGACGCUUCAGCUCUUCAAGUGCACGAACAAGGCCGACCAGAGCUACUUCCUCAACCCGCAGUCGCGCGCCGAGGUGGGCGAGGACCACCUCGCCUACUACUUUGCCACUGGGCGACUGAUUGGUCGAGCUCUGCUUGAAGGUGGCAUCUGGGGCUUCCACUUGGCACUGCCGUUGCUGAAGAUCAUCCUGGGCAUGCCGGUCACUUUUGCCGACAUGGAGUUCCUCGACCCCGAAACUUACCGCAGUCUGCGAUGGUUAAUGGACAACGACGGCGUGGAUGAUCUCGGACUCGACUUCAGUAUUAUCGAGCAAGUGAACGAUUCCGAGAAGGUUGUGGUGGACUUGAUCCCCAAUGGACGAAACGUGGCCGUCACGGACGCGAACAAGCGCGAGUAUCUGGAUCGGCGCUUCCGAUACGCGCUCUUCGAGAGUGUGGCAGACCAGAUGUACGCGUUCCUGAAGGGUCUGUACGAGGUCAUCCCGCGUGAGAUGCUGAUGACGUUCGACGCGGAAGAGUUCGACUAUCUGCUGUGUGGCUCCCCCGAGAUUGACGUGACGGACUGGGAGGGUAACACCGUGUUGUCUCCCAAUCUCGAGGGCGCUACCGUCACCCGCUGGUUCUGGGAGAUUGUUCGGCAAAUGCCCAACGAGUACCGCCGUCGCCUUCUGCUGUUCGCGACGGGAUCUGCCUGCGUCCCGCUGUCGGGUUUUGGUGGCCUCACCAGCUACGACGGUCGUCUGUGCCCGUUUACCCUCAAGGGCGUGCCGUACAAGACGACGCAGUACAUUUCGAGCCACGCGUGUUUCAACCGUCUCGACUUGCCACUGUAUCACAGCAAGAAGGAGUUGAAGAACAUGCUGUACGCUACGCUGGACACCGAUCUCACGGGGUUCACGACAGCAUAA
Phytophthora sojae is the source of this 2058-nucleotide messenger RNA. RefSeq lists its product as hypothetical. Bases 1 to 2058 code for a protein of 685 amino acids. Gene Ontology annotation, molecular function: ubiquitin-protein transferase activity. The record is from RefSeq and is a predicted model, not a curated record. The transcript has a single exon. Lineage: Eukaryota; Oomycota; Peronosporomycetes; Peronosporales; Peronosporaceae.